Lipotes vexillifer (Yangtze River dolphin) is the source of this 1012-nucleotide messenger RNA. RefSeq names its product zinc finger CCHC-type containing 10 (gene ZCCHC10). The transcript has 4 exons. NCBI's taxonomy places the organism in Eukaryota, Metazoa, Chordata, Mammalia, Artiodactyla, Lipotidae. The coding region runs from base 19 to 531 and encodes 170 amino acids. The record is from RefSeq and is a predicted model, not a curated record. Gene Ontology annotation, molecular function: nucleic acid binding; zinc ion binding.
GGCCUCAGCCGCGCUAAGAUGGCGACUCCCAUGCAUCGCCUCAUAGCCCGGAGACAAGCUGAAGCAAAUAAACAACAUGUAAGAUGUCAGAAAUGCUUGGAAUUUGGGCAUUGGACUUAUGAAUGCACAGGAAAAAGAAAGUACCUACAUAGGCCUUCAAGAACAGCAGAACUAAAGAAAGCUUUAAAAGAAAAAGAAAACAGAUUAUUAUUACAGCAAAGCAUUGGAGAAACUAAUGUAGAAAGAAAGACCAAGAAAAAAAGGUCUAAGAGUGUAACUAGUUCCAGUAGCAAUAGCAGUGACAGUUCAGCCAGUGAUUCUUCGUCAGAGAGUGAAGAGACCUCUACCUCAUCCUCCUCAGAGGACAGUGACUCUGAUGAAAGCUCCUCCAGUUCAUCAUCUUCAGCUUCCUCCACAAGCUCUUCCUCGUCCUCCGAUUCAGACUCAGAUUCCAGCUCUUCCAGUAGCAGCAGCAGCAGCACAAAUAGUAGCUCUGAGGAUGAACCACCAAAGAAGAAGAAAAAGAAAUAGAAUUGUUGCACCCAUGUUGGACUGAUGGACUAAAAACAUUAAUGCAAUUCUCAGAAGGGAAUUUAGAAUGUGUUAAGACCAAAUAGGUUAACUGAUGAAAAUUUUUAGAGUUCAAAAGUUUCUAAAUGUUUUACAUUGUAAGAGCAUAAAGAGUAUUAAUAAUGGAUUAUAUAUAUAAAGACUUUUUUAUUUUAGGGGUGAAUCUUGGUUUUUUUUAUCUUUAAAAUAUAUCUCUAAAAUUAAUCAAAGCUGAAAUCUAGUAAAUCUUUUUGUGAUGAAACCUGUCUUUUCUCCCUGUGAAAUAAAUGCCAUACUUUGUUACAUGUUAGUGCUAUGUAUCAGACAUGUUUUCAGGAUAAUGCAUCAGAAUAUCUAUCUGGCAGUGAAUUUCUAAUGCUUUUGGCUGUAUGUUACUAUGUAAGAUUUAAUACCUCUAUAAGCUUAGAGUUUUCCUACUGUUAAUAAAUGUGCUCUAUUUUUA